Molecule: messenger RNA, 765 nt
Organism: Neoarthrinium moseri
Lineage: Eukaryota; Fungi; Ascomycota; Sordariomycetes; Amphisphaeriales; Apiosporaceae
Exons: 3
Coding region: 1-765 (254 amino acids)
Biological process (GO): positive regulation of protein catabolic process
Cellular component (GO): nucleus; cytoplasm
Molecular function (GO): ornithine decarboxylase inhibitor activity
Source: RefSeq, a predicted model, not a curated record
AUGGUUCGCCAGGCCAAUGUCCUCGCCAGCUGCUACGUUGUCGACCCUACCGCCGCCCUGAAGGGCUUCCACUACUGCACUACCCUCGCUGCAGGGGCAGAGUGUCCCCCCCUCGCGGCCAUCACCCAAGACAACGAGCUCGCUCUGACGCCCAAGAAGAAGCGCAGCUCCGCCGCCAACAGCAGCGCCAACAACAACAAUAACCGCCGCAGCCGCCGAGGGGGGGCAACACUCCAGAUCAGGGAAGAAUGUGAGAGAUUCUUUUGUGACACCAUGAAAGCCGUGUUCCAGGUUGAGGGGAACAUGGCCGGUAGUGGCUCCAGCCUGACGGGUGUUUACUACAACACACCACCACCUACCGACUAUCCCACGCCGCCGUCCUCUUUCUCGAGCGCCGAUGGCUUCAUGAAGCCCGCCAUCGCCGCCAACCAGUGGAUGGAGUUCUGGGAUUACGCGGGAGGUGCAAGUUUCCGAGCCUUUGUGUCUGAGGAAGACGCCGAGAGGACACUCUUUGCCUUCUUUGACGUGGGACUGCUUGGCCGAGAUCUGAAGCAAGCCUUGAUUGCCUUCAUUGAACUCGCCGAAGGUCCCCUUGAUUGCUCUCAAGUGGUCAUCUGCCUGGACAGACUGAUUCCCAAAGAUGACGCAAAAGCCCUGAUGCGCAGCUUCCAAUGGGUCGGCUUCGAACUGACCACAUUGGAUCACUGGGCCAAGGGAUUCGACGUAACCAGCGAUAAGUGGUUGUUCAUGGCCAUGGACGUCUAA